Molecule: messenger RNA, 10365 nt
Organism: Pelobates fuscus (common spadefoot toad)
Lineage: Eukaryota; Metazoa; Chordata; Amphibia; Anura; Pelobatidae
Product: mucin-5AC-like
Exons: 75
Coding region: 14-9856 (3280 amino acids)
Cellular component (GO): extracellular matrix
Molecular function (GO): protein binding
Source: RefSeq, a predicted model, not a curated record
UUCAACACAAAGGAUGGGGACACCUAAAGGGAUCCCAUUGUGGAUCCUAUCAAUCACUCUGGGCUCACUGCAUGCUCAAAUCUGGCACGAAGGCAACAUUUUGGAAGAGUCCAGUGGCUACAUUCCUGAUAACAGUGGACAACAUCAGAACACUCCAAGUAAUCAUGGUAACAACACCCUGGAGGAAUCUAGUGGCUACUCUGGUGAUGACUCCCAUGAGCAAAACAAGGUUACUGGACCUCCAAGAAUAUCCAUUAUACCACCUAUCUUUACCACUCCAGUUGUUAAAGCAAUCAACAUGGCUCAUAAUAAUAAAGUCUGCAGCACUUGGGGAAACUUCCACUAUAAGAACUUUGACGGAGAUAUAUUCUACUUCCCGGGGACUUGCAACUAUGUUUUCUCAUCCCACUGCAAAAGUGCAUAUGAAGACUUUAACAUCCAGAUUCGACGAUCAGUUGUUGACAGUGUCCCUGUCAUUUCAAUGAUCACCAUGAAGAUUGAUGGGCUUGAUGUACAGAUAAACAGCAGUGAUGUGAAGAUCAAAGGAGAGAAAGUUUCAUUGCCAUACAGUAGAGGUGGUGUUAAAAUUGAGAAGAAUUCAAUGUAUCUACAAGUGAGCUCAAUACUUGGACUAGUUCUCAUGUAUAAUGAGGAUGAAAGCUUGUUGCUGGAACUUGAUCAGAAGUAUGCAAAUCACACAUGUGGGUUGUGUGGGGACUACAACAGCUUACAAAUCAACAAUGAGUUCAUUUCCAACGAUGUACGAAUCACAGAAACUCAGUUUGGAAACCUACAGAAAAUGGAUGGACCAACAGAGUUCUGUCUGGAUCUUCCAAAUACACCCGAGAGCAAUUGCACAGACCAUAUGGACUUCUGCAAUGGAAUGUUGUUUGGAGCAGCAUUCACAAAUUGCCAUUCUUUGGUGGGUGUUGAAAAAUACAUCGAGGCUUGUGUGAAAGACCUGUGUCUUUGUGAACAAAAUGUGACCAUGCUCUGUUUGUGUGAUACAUUUGCUGAAUACUCAAGACAAUGUGCCCAUGCUGGAGGUCAACCACAGAAUUGGAGAACACCUGAUUUGUGCCCUAAAAUUUGUCCUUUUAACAUGGAGUACAACGAAUGUGGUUCACCUUGUGCUGAUACCUGCUCAAACCCAGACAGGGGUAAUAUUUGUGAAGACCAUUGCUUGGAAGGUUGUUUCUGUCCCCCAGGAACUGUCUUUGAUGACAUCGGCAAAAAAGGCUGCAUUCCCACUGAAAUGUGCCCUUGCACUUUUAAGAAAGAUAUAUAUGCCAGUGGAGACUCUUACUCUACAUCUUGUAGUACCUGCACUUGUUCAGCAGGGAAGUGGUCCUGCAAUAACUUGCCAUGUCCAUCAACCUGCUCCAUUAAAGGUGGAUCUCACAUUACCACUUAUGACCAAACACCCUAUAACAUUUUUGGAGACUGUAACUAUGUGCUGUCUAAGGACUGCAAUGGCCAUGAUUUUACUAUUUUGGCAGAGCUGCUUAAAUGUGGUCUUACAGAUACCGAGACCUGCCUUAAGAGCGUUACUUUAAUGCUUAAUGGAGAAAAAACGAUUGUUGUAAUCAAACCAUGUGGAAGUGUGUAUGUGAACAAUAUCUACACACAACUGCCUUUUUCUGCAGCCAACAUCACCAUCUUCAGACCAACCUCAUUCUACAUUGUCCUUGAGACUACUUUGGAAAUGCAGAUAAUGGUUCAACUUAUUCCUUUAAUGCAGGUCUAUGUGACCCUAGAAUAUUCUUUAAAGACUAAAACAUGCGGUCUCUGUGGAAACUUCAAUGACAAGCAGACUGACGAUUUUCAGACCAUUAAUGGUGUAAUAGAGGGAACUGCAGCAUCCUUUGCAAAUACAUGGAAGACCCAAGCAUCCUGUCUAAACAUCAAGAAUAUUUAUGAAGAUCCAUGUUCUCUCAGUGUAGAAAAUGAGAUCUAUGCCCAGCACUGGUGUGCUCUUCUUGAUGAUCCUGCAGGUCCGUUUGCUGAUUGCCACUUCCAUGUGAAUCCCGAUGUUUACAUUCAUAACUGUGUGUUUGAUACCUGCAAUUGUAAGAAAAGUGAAGACUGUAUGUGUGCUUCCCUCUCCUCCUAUGUCCAUGCAUGCGCUGCCAAAGGAAUCAUACUUACCGGUUGGAGAUCCAAUGUCUGUUCUCAAUACAUGAACACCUGCCCAAAAACCUUAAACUACACCUACUCUGUUACAACCUGCCAACCCACAUGUCGCUCACUCAGUGAACCUGAUGUUACCUGCAAUAUACAAUUUGUUCCUGUGGAUGGUUGUACCUGCACUGAGGGCUACUACAUGGAUGACAAUGGUAAAUGCAUAUCGGCUGCUGCUUGCCCGUGUUACUACCGGGGCUCUGUUGUACCUUCGGGAGAAGUUGUGCAUGACAAUGGAAUUCAGUGCACAUGUACCCAGGGGGCGUUGAGCUGUAUUGGAGCUCCAGGGAAAGAAUGCCCAGAUCAAAUGAUUUAUUUUGACUGCAAAACUGAAUCCUUUGGCACAAGAGGAGCUGAAUGUCAGAAGAGUUGCCAAACACUGGAUAUGGAAUGUUACAGUACCACAUGUGUCUCUGGCUGUGUGUGUCCUGAAGGGUUGGUGUUAGAUAGAAACGGAUAUUGCAUUGCAGAAGAGAAUUGCCCUUGCAUUCACAAUGAUGGCACAUAUCCACCAGGGGAUACAAUCAAAAUAAAAUGCAACAACUGUACUUGCAAAGGCAGGAUGUGGGAAUGUACCAAUGAACCAUGCCUUGGAACUUGCACUGUUUAUGGUGAUGGCCACUAUAUCACUUUUGAUGGAAAACGCUACAGUUUUAAUGGAGAUUGUGAAUAUACACUUGCUGAGGAUCACUGUGGUAAAGGUGGGAACAGUAGCACUUUCCGAGUUAUCACUGAAAACAUUCCAUGUGGAACCACUGGUACAACUUGCUCUAAAGCAAUCAAGGUCUUCCUCCGUAGUUAUGAGAUAACCCUUACCAAUAAGAAAGUUGAAGUUGUUGAACGAGGUUUUGAAGGUAAAGUUCCUUACAAAGUCAGACACAUGGGUAUCUAUCUUGUCAUUGAGGCUGACAAUGGACUUAUCCUAAUGUGGGAUAGAAGGACAAGCAUUUUCAUCAAGCUCAGCAGCAAUUAUGUGGGGACUGUGUGUGGUCUCUGUGGUAAUUAUGAUGGAGAUGGGAACAAUGACUUUACCACCAGGAGUAUGUCUGUCGUUGAAGAUGUAAUUGAGUUUGGCAACAGCUGGAAAUUCUCCCCAACAUGUCCUGAUGCCAAAGUACCCAUAGAUGCAUGCUCAGCUAACCCCUUCAGGAAAUCAUGGGCUCAGAAACAGUGCAGUAUCAUCAACAGUCUAACGUUUUCUGCCUGCCACCCUCAGGUUGACCCAUCAAAGUACUAUGAUGCCUGUGUUACUGACUCAUGUGCUUGUGACACUGGUGGAGACUGUGAGUGUUUCUGUACAGCUGUUGCUGCUUAUGCAAAGGCAUGUGGAGAAUCUGGUGUCUGUAUUUCCUGGAGAACCCCGGAUAUCUGUCCUGUAUUUUGUGAUUACUAUAAUCCAGAAGGAGAAUGUGAUUGGCACUACAAACCAUGCGGGCCUCCAUGCACAAAGACCUACUGUAAUCCAAGUGGGAGAUGCCUUCAUGAGCUCUUGGGCUUAGAAGGCUGUUAUCCCAGUUGUCCAGAAAGUAAACCAUAUUUUAAGGAGGAUGAAAUGAAAUGUGUUGAACAACAUGGCUGCGGUGAUGAUGACGGCAAUUGCUACACAAUUGGGUCUCCAGUACCCACCAAGACCAACUGUCAGUCCUGUUCAUGCACCACGUCUGGUAUUCUCUGCAAGUAUAAUGAGACAGUAUCCAACUACUGCAACAACACCACCAUUCAACUUCACACAUUCCCUACACCUUCCACAAUGACAACAGAAACCACAUGCACUCCACUAGUCUCCAAUGAAUCUUGCAAUUGGUCACAAUGGUUUAAUGUAGACUACCCUGAGUUUACUCGUGAAGGGGAUUUAGAGACAUUUGAAAAAAUAAAGGAGAAAGGAUAUAAUAUAUGUAGUAUAUGUAGUCUUCCAAAAGAUGUAGAAUGCAGAGCUAAAGCAUAUCCCAAUUCAUCCCUGAAUGACCUGAAACAGAAAGUGCAAUGUGAUGCCACAUUUGGACUGUCAUGCUACAAUAAGGAUCAAUUUCCACCUAUUUGUUUGGAUUAUGAGAUAAGAGUACAAUGUUGUAUCUUUGAACCAUGUGUUAGUCUCGCAACAAGUAUUCCUACUACAAAUGAACACUCGACAGUUCUAUCAACUAAAAACAGCAGUACCAUUGAACCUCCUACCAGUAAAGAGACCAGCAGCACUGCCAUAACUGUAACAAAUUUCACCCCAUAUGUUCCAACUAGUGCACCAAGAACAGACAUUAGAACAAACUCAACUGUACCAAUUAUCACAGAAAAGUCAGAGACCACCACCACCGAAUGGGUUGUAAUUAAACACUAUACAAGUACGGCACAAUCUGAGGCUCCCCAGAUCAUGGAAACUGCUAGUGUGAUUUCCCAAAAAAUAACACCAAUUUCAGAAAAAACUCCUUCAAAAAUGAGUUUGCUAAGUACAACUAUCAACGACAGAACAUCAAUCUUCUGUUACUGCCAUGUAAAUGGCUCAUCAUUCUCACCAGGUGAUGUAAUUUACAACAAGACUGAUGAAGCUGGUUGCAAUUUCUAUGCCAUCUGCAAUAAGGAAUGCAAACUUGAUAGGUUUCCAGGGACAUGCAGAGGAUCCACACCUACACCUACAACACCAAAGACAGAGCCAAUAUCUACAACUCCAGAUAAAGGUUGUCCUCCAAGAAAGAUAAAUGAAACUUGGUUCAUCAACAACUGUACAGUAGCCACAUGUCAUGAAAACAACAUAAUUACUAUUGAGUCUGUGUCAUGUCCACCAGUGCAAAAACCAACCUGUGCUAAUGAUUUCCCCCCUGUCCAAGUUUACAGUCCAGAUGGAUGUUGCUAUCAUUAUGAAUGCCGUUGUGUCUGCACUGGUUGGGGUGACCCUCAUUACAUCACUUUUGAUGGAACCUACUACACUUUCCUAGACAACUGCACCUAUGUUCUUGUGCAGCAAAUUAACCCUAGAAUUGACAACUUCAGAGUCCUUAUUGAUAAUUAUUUCUGUGGCACAAAGGAUGGUUUAUCUUGUCCACAGUCUAUCCUGAUUUACUACAAGGAUAAUGAAGUUGUGCUAACCCGUAUUCUGUACAAUGGAGUAAUGACCAACCGGAUAAGAUUCAAUCAGAACUGGGUAACACCUGGAUUCUCCAUGAAUGGUAUUUUUGUAACAAGUGCUGGUAUCAACAUGGUUGUUGACAUUCCAGAAAUUAAUGCUCACAUCUCAUUUAGUGGAAUGAUCUUUGAAAUUAACCUGCCAUUCAGCUUAUUUGGUCACAAUACAGAAGGGCAGUGUGGCACCUGCUCCAAUAAUAGAACGGAAGAUUGCAGACUGCCUAAUGGUAAAAUCAGUUCAGAUUGCUCUCAGAUGGCUUAUCAUUGGAAUGCGACUGACAAUCCAUACUGCAAUUUACCACAUCCUACGCCUUCUUUAUCAACUGUAUCACCUUCACCAACAACAGCAUGUCCACAUUCCAGUGUCUGUGAUGUGAUCCUAAGCAAUAUUUUUGCAGAAUGUCACAAAAUAAUAAACCCAGGUCCCUUUCAUAAAGGUUGUCUCUUUGAUGCCUGUCGUAUUCUCAAUGAUUCUGUGGCAUGCACAAGUAUACAGAUCUAUGCCUCGUUGUGCACUUCCAAUGGAAUUUGUGUAGACUGGAGACGGGAAGCUGGAAACCAUUGUCCAUACAACUGCCCAGCUGGAAAGAUAUAUAAUGCCUGUGGUCCUGCUUAUCCUACAACAUGUCAAAAUGGGAAAAUACCAUUGGUCAGCAAAGGCUUUACUGAAGGUUGUUAUUGUCCUUCUGGAACUAAACUGUUUAACUCUUUCACUGAUGUCUGUGUGGAAAAAUGCUCUUGCGUUGGACCUGAUGGAAUGCCCAAACAGCCUACAGAAACCUGGACAAGCAACUGCCAAAACUGUACCUGUGAGGAGACCUCACUUACCGUACAGUGCAAACCGGUACAAUGUGAAAAAUACGCAAACAUCUCUUGUAAUAAAGAAGGAUUCAUUCUUGUACAGACACCAGACCCAAGUCAGCCAUGUUGCAGUCAAAAUGAAUGCAGCUGUGAUAGAAGUCUUUGUACAAACCAAGUGAUAAACUGCCCUCUUGGAUUUACAAGUGUCCCAGUACUUUUGGAUGGGAAUUGCUGCUUUACAUAUGAGUGCAAGCCUAUGAAUGUCUGUGUAAGUGAGGGAGCCGUACACCAGCCUGGGAAUCCAGUUGCUCAAAAGAGUGGUUCAUGUAAAGAAUGUAUGUGCACAAAUGAAAAAGACACCAAUACCAUGUUAAAUUUGAUCACAUGUAAAUCAAUCUUUUGCAAUAAAGACUGCUCAAAGGGUUCUAAAUAUGAAGAGGUAGAAGGCCAGUGCUGUGGAAAAUGUGUAGAAGUGGCAUGUACAAUAUUCAUGGAUGCGGUUACCACUAUUGUUAUUGAGCCUAAUAAAACCUUUUCCAUCAACAACUGCUCUUAUUAUGAAUGCAAUAAAACCAAUGAGCAGUUUGUCUCCACUAGAAUAAGCAAGAAAUGUUCUGUAAGGAGUCAGGAUGAUUGUAGACAGGGAUAUAGAUUUAAAGAACUUGACGAUCAGUGUUGUGGCACAUGUGUACAGGUGGAUUGUAUAACUAAACUGGAAGACAACUCAUUUAAAAUCUUGAAGCCUGCAGAAACCUGGACAAGCAACUGCCAACAGUGUAUCUGUGAGGAGACCUCACUUACCGUACAGUGCAAACCGGUGCAUUGUCAAAAACAAGCAAACAUCUCUUGUAAUAAAGAAGGAUUCACUCUCGUACAGACACCAGAACCAAAUCAGCCAUGUUGCAGUCAAAAUGAAUGCAGCUGUAAUAGAAGUCUUUGUACAAACCAAGUGAAACACUGUCCUCUUGGAUUUACAAGUGUCCCAGUACUUUUGGAAGGAGAUUGCUGCUUUACAUAUGAGUGCAAGCCUCUGAAUGUCUGUGUAAGUGAGGAAGCCAUAUACCAGCCUGGGAGUCCAGUUGCUCAAAAGAGUGGUUCAUGUAAAGAAUGUAUGUGCACAACGGAAAAGGACACCGAUACCAUGUUAAAUCUGAUCACAUGUAAAUCCAUCUCAUGCAAUAAAGAUUGUUUAAAGGGUUAUAAAUAUGAAGAGGUAGAAGAUCAGUGUUGUGGAAAAUGUGUACAAGUGGCAUGUACAAUAAUCAUGGAUGCAGCUACCACUAUUGUUAUUGAGCCUAAUAAAACCUAUUCAAUUAACAACUGCUCUUAUUAUGAAUGCAACAAAACCAAUGAGCAGUUUGUCUCCACAAGAAUAAACAAGGAAUGUUCUGUAAGGAGUCAGGAUGACUGUAGACAGGGAUAUAGAUUUAAAGAACUUGACGAUCAGUGUUGUGGCACCUGUAUACAGGUGGAUUGUAUAACUAAACUGAAAGACAACUCAUUUAAAGUCUUGAAGCCUGCAGAAACCUGGACAAACAACUGCCAACAGUGUAUUUGUGAGGAGACCUCACUUACCGUACAGUGCAAACCGGUACAAUGUGAAAACCCCUCAAAAAUGUCUUGUGAUAAAGAAGGAUUCAUUCUCGUACAGACACCAGACCCAAAUCAGCCAUGUUGCAGUCAAAAUCAAUGCAGCUGUAAUAAAAGGCUUUGUACAAACCAAGUGAAAAACUGUCCUCUUGGAUUUACAAGUGACCCGGUACUUUUGGAAGGAGAUUGCUGCUUUACAUAUGAGUGCAAGCCUCUGAAUGUCUGUGUAAGUGAGGAAGCCAUGUACCAGCCUGGAAGUCCAGUUGCUCAAAAGAGUGGUUCAUGUAAAGAAUGUAUGUGCACAACGGAAAAGGACACCGAUACCAUGUUAAAUCUGAUCACAUGUAAAUCCAUCUCAUGCAAUAAAGAUUGUUUAAAGGGUUAUAAAUAUGAAGAGGUAGAAGAUCAAUGUUGUGGGAAAUGUGUACAAGUGGCAUGUACAAUAAUCAUGGAUUCAGCUACCACUAUUGUUAUUGAGCCAAAUAAAGCCUAUUCAAUUAACAACUGCUCUUAUUAUGAAUGCAACAAAACCAAUGAGCAGUUUGUCUCCACAAGAAUAAACAAGGAAUGUUCUGUAAGGAGUCAGGAUGACUGUAGACAGGGAUAUAGAUUUAAAGAAAUUGAUGAUCAGUGUUGUGGCACCUGUAUACAGGUGGAUUGUAUAACUAAACUGGAAGACAACUCAUUUAAAGUCUUGAAGCCUGCAGAAACCUGGACAAACAACUGCCAACAGUGUAUCUGUGAGGAGACCUCACUUACCGUACAGUGCAAACCGGUACAAUGUGAAAACCCCACAAACAUCUCUUGUGAUAAGGAAGGAUACAUUCUCAUACAGACAUCAGACCCAAAUCAGCCAUGUUGCAGUCAAAAUCAAUGCAUCUGUAAUAGAAGUCUUUGUACAAACCAAGUGAUAAACUGUCCUCUUGGAUUUACAAGUGACCCAGUACUUUUGGAAGGAGAUUGCUGCUUUAAAUAUGACUGCAAGCCUAUGAAUGUCUGUGUAAGUGAGGAAUCCAUAUACCAGCCUGGGAAUCCAGUUUUUCAAAAGAGUGGUUCAUGUAAAGAAUGUAUGUGCACAACGGAAAAGGACACCGAUACCAUGUUAAAUCUGAUCACAUGUAAAUCCAUCUCUUGCGAUAAAGCGUGCUCAAAGGGUUAUAUAUAUGAAGAGGUAGAAGGACAGUGCUGUGGAAAAUGUGUACAGGUGGCAUGUACAAUAAUCAUGGAUGCAGCUACCACUAUUGUUAUUGAGCCUAGUGAAACCUAUUCAGUGAACAAUUGCUCUUAUUAUGAAUGCAAGAAAACCAAUGAGCAAUUUGUUGCCACAAGAAUAAACAAGGAAUGUUCUGUAAUGAGUCAGGAUGACUGUGGGCAGGGAUAUAGAUUUAAAAAACUUACUAAUCAGUGUUGUGGCACAUGUGAACAGGUGGAUUGUAUAAUUAAACUGGAAAACAAUUCCAUUAACGUCAUGAAGCCUGAUGAAAUAUGGAUCCCACCUAAUGAAGAUUGUAUCUCUUAUGAGUGCCACAAAGUUGAGGACCAGUUUGUCACCGUGACAGUAAAGAAAAACUGUUCUAUUCUGGAGUGUGAUACUGGGUUUGAAUACAAAGUUAAACCUGGAGAAUGUUGUGGAGAGUGUACCAAGAUUGCUUGCACAAUGAAAAUGAAUGAUAACACAACUAUAACGUUACAGAGUGGAGAGAAAUAUAUUCCACAGGAUGAUACAUGCACAACCCACACCUGCACUGACACUUAUGAUGUGAUAACUUUGAAAGAAAUAUGCCCAGACUUCGACCCAACACAGUGUUUGGAGGGAACAAUUAAGGUUUCAGAAAAUGGCUGCUGCAAGACGUGCGACACUGUAGGAUGCCAAGUCCGUAAGCAGUCCACCCAUAUCCAAACCAAGAACUGCAGCUCAAAUCAGAUUGUGGAACUCACUUACUGUGAGGGGAGAUGCAACACGACAUCAAUUUACUCGGCUGAUGCAAAUGCAAUGGAGCACAAAUGUAGCUGUUGCCAGGAGACAAAGACCAGUGAACGACAUGUAAGCCUGACAUGUUCUGAUGGAACCAGCUCACUUUACUCCUACCUGUAUGUGGAAAAGUGUGGCUGCACCAGUACUCAAUGUGGAGAUGGUUCAAAUACUUUGAAGACCAGCAUUGUAAAUUAGAUGACCAGGUCACCAGUGCGACUUAAUAGAACCAAUAACAGCAGAAAAAGUCAGUAUAAUAGCGAUUCAAGACCAGUAAAAUAACAAUUAAUGGGAAAUAUAAGUAACACAUCUAAAUAAGAAUUAAUACAACAUUUUUCAUGCUUUUAUGGUUCAAAAAUAUAUGGUUCUCAGAUGUUGACCUAGCCAUGUACUAAUUUUCAAUAUGCCCUGUUUUAUUUUAAUUUGUCGUUUGCAAAUUACAUUUUAUGAAUUCACCUGUCAAUGUAGUGUUGGUAAUUACCCAGUCAAAAAGGAACUUUGGAACUAUUGACAUCUUCUAGUUACUCCUUCAGUCAAUACAUGAAGGAUUCAUAAUUUUUCAUCUUUAUUUUAAUCAUAUUCCAAAAAACAAAUGCACAUAUUGACUUUUUUUCUUCCGCAAGAUUACAGUUUAACUAUUUGACUGUUGGAAAGUUAUGAUUACUUUCUUGUGCUUUAUAUAUAUGAAUAAUAUGCAUUUAAAUCUA